Molecule: messenger RNA, 3310 nt
Organism: Trichosurus vulpecula (common brushtail)
Lineage: Eukaryota; Metazoa; Chordata; Mammalia; Diprotodontia; Phalangeridae
Gene: EBF1
Product: EBF transcription factor 1
Exons: 16
Coding region: 879-2657 (592 amino acids)
Biological process (GO): regulation of transcription by RNA polymerase II
Molecular function (GO): DNA-binding transcription factor activity, RNA polymerase II-specific; RNA polymerase II cis-regulatory region sequence-specific DNA binding
Source: RefSeq, a predicted model, not a curated record
CUUGUGUUUAGCUCUGGGGAGAGUCAAACUGGAUUCCAUAGGGAAAGACUGCAAAUCACUUCUAUUUUAGCAAGGAAAAAACAGAAUCUCCAUCCACCAGGGUCCACCCCUCUCUUUCUCUCUCUCUCCUUUCUUUUCUCUCCCUCUCUCCCUCUCUGUCUUUCUCCCUCUCUCUCUUCUUCCCUCCCCCUUUCUCUAUCCUUCUUUCUCUCUCUUUCUCUGGUGUCUCUCGCUGUCUCUAGCAACCGGCGUCCUCCUCAUCCACACGCUUUGAAAGGAGAGAAAGAUCUUUGGUUGGGAGAGGAGAGGAAAAAAAAAAGAAAAGAGAGAGAGAAAAAAACUUGCCUGUUGUCUGUGGAAAAUGACACUUGAUGUAGCCAAGCCUGCAGCAGCUCCAGUUCAGCCUAUUGUUUCUUAAACUGCCAUCAGAGGGUUUUUUUUUGCCUGCUUCUUCAAGUGAAGGGUACCUCUACAAAAGGAAACUCCAGCCCCUCAAGUGCUCCACCGUCUUGUGAUCACUACAAAAAAAAAAACAAAAAAAACAAAAAAACAAACAAAUCAAAAAACCAAAAAAUUCACUCCUAACCAAAACCAACCAACCCAACAACAACAACCCCCCCAACAAUCAAACGUACAACUCGGUUUUUUUGGUCUUUGCCUUUUCAUUGGAAUUUUUCCUUUUUCUAAAAAAAUUGCUGUUGUUAUUUUUUUAAUUUAAAAUUUGCUUUCAAGUCUCUUUGAUCCGGUGUGAGUUCAUCUUCUCCGAAAAAAAAAUCUCUGGCUGGCGAUUUUCUUUCUUUUUUUUUUUCCCUUCCCCUCCCCCUUAAUUUUUUUUUUCUGACGGGAGAGGAGAUUUUCCCCCAAAAAAGGUUGUUUUCAUGUUUGGGAUCCAGGAAAGCAUCCAAAGGAGUGGAAGCAGUAUGAAGGAAGAACCGCUAGGCAGUGGAAUGAACGCUGUGCGGACGUGGAUGCAGGGAGCCGGGGUCCUGGAUGCAAACACAGCCGCUCAGAGUGGGGUGGGGCUGGCCCGGGCUCACUUUGAGAAGCAGCCGCCCUCCAAUCUGAGGAAAUCCAACUUCUUCCACUUUGUCCUGGCCCUCUAUGACAGACAGGGACAACCCGUGGAGAUCGAGAGAACCGCCUUUGUGGGGUUCGUGGAGAAGGAAAAAGAAGCCAACAGCGAAAAGACCAAUAAUGGGAUCCAUUACCGACUCCAGCUCCUCUACAGCAACGGUAUAAGAACAGAGCAGGAUUUCUACGUCCGCCUUAUAGACUCCAUGACUAAACAGGCCAUAGUAUAUGAAGGCCAAGACAAGAACCCAGAAAUGUGCAGAGUAUUACUCACACACGAAAUCAUGUGCAGCCGCUGUUGUGACAAGAAAAGCUGUGGCAACCGAAAUGAGACUCCCUCAGAUCCAGUGAUAAUUGACAGGUUCUUCUUGAAAUUUUUCCUCAAAUGUAACCAAAAUUGCCUAAAAAAUGCAGGAAACCCUCGAGACAUGCGGAGAUUCCAGGUCGUGGUGUCUACGACAGUCAAUGUGGAUGGCCAUGUCCUGGCUGUCUCAGAUAACAUGUUCGUACACAAUAACUCCAAGCACGGGCGGAGGGCUCGGAGGCUUGACCCCUCGGAAGGUACGCCCUCUUAUCUGGAACAUGCAGCUACCCCCUGUAUCAAAGCCAUCAGUCCAAGUGAAGGAUGGACUACGGGAGGUGCCACAGUGAUCAUCAUAGGAGACAAUUUCUUUGAUGGGUUACAGGUCAUAUUCGGUACCAUGCUGGUCUGGAGUGAGCUGAUUACUCCUCACGCCAUCCGAGUGCAGACCCCUCCACGACACAUCCCUGGUGUUGUAGAAGUUACACUGUCUUACAAAUCCAAACAGUUCUGCAAAGGAACACCAGGAAGAUUCAUCUACACAGCUCUCAAUGAACCCACCAUUGAUUAUGGUUUCCAGAGGUUACAGAAGGUCAUUCCCCGGCACCCCGGUGACCCCGAGCGCUUGCCAAAGGAAGUAAUACUCAAACGGGCUGCUGAUUUAGUGGAGGCUCUCUAUGGUAUGCCCCACAAUAACCAGGAAAUCAUACUGAAGAGGGCAGCUGAUAUUGCAGAGGCAUUGUACAGCGUUCCUCGUAACCACAACCAGCUUCCUGCCCUUGCUAACACUUCUGUUCAUGCUGGAAUGAUGGGAGUCAAUUCAUUCAGUGGACAACUGGCGGUGAAUGUCUCAGAAGCUUCACAAGCUACCAAUCAGGGUUUCACUCGAAAUUCAAGCAGUGUAUCACCACAUGGGUAUGUGCCUAGCACCACCCCACAACAGACCAACUAUAACUCUGUCACCACAAGUAUGAAUGGAUACGGCAAUGCCGGAAUGUCCAACUUAGGUGGAUCCCCAACCUUCCUCAAUGGCUCAGCUGCCAACUCUCCCUAUGCCAUCGUGCCAUCAAGUCCGACCAUGGCCUCCUCCACAAGCCUCCCCUCUAACUGUAGCAGUUCCUCUGGGAUCUUCUCUUUCUCACCAGCCAACAUGGUCUCAGCAGUGAAACAGAAGAGUGCUUUUGCUCCAGUUGUGAGACCACAGACUUCCCCACCUCCCACCUGCACCAGCACCAAUGGGAACAGCCUGCAAGCUAUAUCUGGCAUGAUUGUCCCUCCCAUGUGAAAGAAUUGCCUUGAAGAAUUUUAUUAAUGAAGAGGUUGGAUCCUGCUACAGAGAGAAAUCUGAUACAAGUCCCAGAGUGGAACUUUUAACUCAGGCCUUUUUAAGAGGAAUCACAAUAACUGCAGAUUUUUAAACAAACAAAAUCACCGACCUUGCAAAUACUGAAAUUGGAAGGAAUCUGCAAGUGCAGGGUGUUGGUUAAAGUUGUACAUCCCAAGUAUUUGGGAGAUAUAUUUAUUCUGUGUUGAUAAAAAAAAAUCCACUUUUUUUUUAAAGCUUAACUCAACAAUCAUUUGUCUUUUAUAAACCGUAAAGCUAUAUAUGAGGGACACUAUAAAUAAGACUCCAUGUUUUAAUUUAUGAUGUUUUUAAAGCUGUGUAAAGGGAGAAUGAAAUGGUGACAUUUACAAAAAAAAAAAAAAGUAAAAAAAAAAAAGCUUGUAUGGGACAGAAUAGGAAUGCCAGUUAGAGUUUUCUAGAAGACUAAGGGUCGGCUCUUACGCCUUAAAUGCAUAUCAAGUGGUAGUUUGCUCAUGCAAUGCAUUUUCAGUAUCUAACUUAACCUGUCACCCCAUAGGAGUACAAGCUUAAUGAUCUCUUUUUGUAUCAUUGUCUUAAGUAAUCAUGUAAAUAAAUGCAACCUGGAAAGUUAA